Molecule: messenger RNA, 1213 nt
Organism: Pseudopodoces humilis (Tibetan ground-tit)
Lineage: Eukaryota; Metazoa; Chordata; Aves; Passeriformes; Paridae
Source: RefSeq, a predicted model, not a curated record
AUGCAGCGCGCGGCGCUGGGCGCGCUCGGGGGGGCGGCGCGGGUGAGCGGGACCCCCGGGAUCCCCCCGUCCCGGGACCCCCCCAUCCCGGAACCCCCCAUCCCGGGACCCCCCCGCCCCGGAACCCCCCCAUCCCGGGAUCCCCCCGCCUGUCCCCGAGCACCCCCCGCCACCGCUCUGCCCUCUCCCACCCCCCCUCCGGCCGCCCCGGGCCGCUGGCUGAGCGCGGCCCCCCCGGCGCUGCGGGAGCUGCGGGAGCUGCGGGCGCGCACCGGGCAGCCGGUGAUGCGCUGCCGGGAGGCGCUGCAGCGGGCGGGGGGCGACCUGCGGCAGGCCGAGGCCUGGCUCGAGGCCGAGUCGCGGCGCCGGGGCUGGGCCCGAGCUGCGGCCCCCGGGGCUCACCGGGCACGGGAGGGGCUCGUGGGGGUCCUGAGCGAGGGCUCGGCCGCCGUCAUGGUGGAGGUGAACUGCGAGACGGAUUUCGUGGCGAGGACCCCCGACUUCCAGCAGCUCGUGGAGAUGGCGGCCAGAGGGGUCCUGGGGCACUGCCAGGGGGCCUCGGGCACCAAGCACCUCCUGCGAGAGGAUGAACUGGCCCAGCUGCGUGUAGGGGACAGGGGGGACCUGCUGAGUGACCACCUGGCGCUGGUUAUGGGCCGCCUGGGUGAGCGCCUGGCCCUGCGCCGGGCCGGGUGGCUCCGGGCCCCCGGUGGUUUUGUGGCCACCUACGCUCACGGCUGGGUGCCCCCCGGGCCCCCCGUGGCCAUGGGCACCUACGGGGCGCUGGUGGCCUGUGGGGGGCUGGAGCCGGGGCCCCCCUCGCCCGAGCUGCAGGAGUUGGGGCGCAGGGUGGCCCAGCACGUGGUGGGAAUGGCGCCCACCGCCCUGGGGACCCCCGAGGAUGAGCUGGGGGGGGACACGGAGACGCGGCUGCUGGCACAGGGGUCCCUCCUGGAGCCGGGGGUCCCCCUGGGCCGGUACCUCCGGGACCGGGGGGGGCUCCAGGUCUGGGACUUCCUGCGCUUCCAGUGUGGGGAGGAGCCCCCCCAGGAGCCCCCUGCCCCCCCAGGCUGAGGGAUGUGGCUCAGGGGGCUUCAGCCCCUCGCUGUUCCCCCCGGGGGGACACACUCUGUGCCCCCCGCCCCCCGUGCCGGGCUGGGGGCAGCGCCAGCCUCCCCCACGCUCUGGGGGGACGAGGCUGAAUAAAGGUGCA